GCCGCCAUCAUUGUUAGUGGCAGUGAAGUCUUUGUGGAGGGUGCGGAGGCGCAGCAGCGGAACUUCGUGAGGCAUCAGUCCGGGCCUCAGUGAGUGUCGUCCGGGCAGCAGCCAUGGUUCAGACGUGCUCAGCGUACGGUUGUAAAAACCGCUACCAUAAAGAUAAAGCCAUUUCCUUUCACAAGUUUCCUCUGGCACGCCCAGAUGUUUGCGGCAAAUGGGUGGCGGCAAUGAGGAGGAACAACUUCAAGCCGACAAAGUACAGCAACAUCUGCUCGCAGCACUUCACCAAAGACUGCUUCAAGAGAGAGUGCAACAACAGAGUGCUGAAGGAGAACGCUGUGCCAUCACUCUUCACCUUUAAUCUCAACAUCAAGUCGGAGUCCCUUGAGGAUCACUUCCCCUCUGAGAUCCGCUUUCCUCUCUCUCUGCCUCUGACCUCUGACCCAGCAGAAGAACAGGAGGAGGAGGAGGAGGAGGAGGAACCCAGGAGGAACCUGCUUGACACCCAGUGCGACACAGUGGCGGUCUCCUGUGACCAUAACUACACAGCAGAGGACUCUGCUCGGCAGAAGAAGCGCAUUGCGCAGCUGUUGGAGCAGUUGGGAAGUCUGAAGAAGAGGCUGAAGACGGCGCAGCAGAAGUGCCGGCGGCAGGAGAGACAACUUAAGAGGCUGAAGGCGGCAUGUGAAACACCAAGGACCUGCCGCAAGGCGCCAGCAGCGUGUGGAGAGGGAUACGUGAUUGUACCAAAACACAUUUACAACCAAUGCUGGGGAAACUACUUUGAAAGCAUAGCUUUGCAAGCUACCAGUUGUUUCACAGUGGAAGAAGUUGAACUACAGCAAAGCUACCCUCGGGAGAAAUCUAGUUUGGUUAACUAGAACUACUUAGAAAAAGUUGGAACUACUUAGUAAAAAAUGAUCAAAUUGACAAUGUACAUGUGAAACGAUAAAACAAAGAAGACAAGUGCAAGCAAAGAAUGGCACUCAAUUGAGUUUAUUGCAAAAAGUGUCCACGUUUUCAGCAAUCAUACAUAAACCAAAAACAAUAAAAUACCCCAAUAUUCAUGGGAAAGUGCAAGGAAUGUCAGCUUUGGUUUUGUGCACAGUGUCCAUCCUGUAUGUAACAUUACAAUAUAGCUGACUUGUCUAAUUUAUGCUAAAUUGGCGAGCAAAGUCAAUGUUAAAGGGAUACUUUGUUGAUUUUCAACCAGCUUUGUAUCAUAACAGUGUGGGUAGUAUGUGUAAAUGAACUGUGGUAAACUUCCCUCUAUCUUGUCAGCGCCCAUAUCUCCCUGCUCUACUCUCAACUCAAAUCAUGUCAUCCGGUGGAUAAUUGCUGGCUCUCUGGCUGUUGCUCUAACUAAAGAUUGUAUUUCCGCAUUUUUGUAUGCCCGCCGUCACCACGUACAGAGUAUAGAAGCUGAUUGAGAAAGAGAGCCGUCUCUCUCUCGCUCUCAAACUCGGAAAAUUCUAAACUGGAAAGUCUAAAGUGCUGAUCGAAUUUAAACCAAGAUUCUGUUACUUAAUUUCAUUUUUCUCACCUAAAAUUUCUCCAGAAACAUAUUUUAGUGCUCAGUUUGGCUGUAAUAGGAGAAUUUGUGAACAGGCGGUGGGUGCCAUACUCUUUCCUGUAUUGUAAAAAUGGAGGCUGAAAAAAAUGAAAUCAAAACUGAGAAGCACCGAUCAAAGAUUAACCAAGAUUCCGUUACUGCAUUACCUUUACCUCACCUGAAAUGCUUUCACAAACCUAUUUUAGCUCACAGUUUAACUGUAAUUCCUUUCAUUCUGUCAGCUCACAUUACCUCACCUACCAGCAGGGGCAUUUGUUGGUCUGGUGCAACGCAGUGCACUGUGGUACUUGUAGGUUUUUACCUCUUGAGACACAAAUCUCACAGCCCCUUUUCUCUGUUUUCUCUGGUCAUGUAGCACCAGUUUCAAAAAGAUUUUGUGUAUUUCUUUGGCAUAGACAGCCCAGUUUUAUGUAAAGGUUAUCAAUCAGUGAAAUACUUCUUUACCACACUGACCUUUAUAUGUUCUUAGAUUUGUGUUGACCGUCUUUGCAGUAGAGAGUAUAUUUACUCUUGGCUUGCAAAGCUCACAGGUAAAGCCGUGGUUUUGUCAGUUGGGCUAGUCAACAUCAUGUGUUUGCUUAAAUGCAAACGUUGGUAUUUUUUUAACCUGGACUGGUUUUUCCCAGGGUUUUUUUGCGGGGGUCUAAGUGGCUACUGGAGAAAACAAUUUUUGAAAUUAGUCCAGUGUUGAGAAAGCUGCAGCAGCAGAACAGGCUGCAAUGUAGGCCUAAUCCCUAUGGGCAAUUGUGCACCAUCAAUUUAUGUCCAUUAUACAUGCUUGUUUUUGCCCCUGACAGGCUCAGAUUGUUAUUUGAAGUGUCUUAUAAGAUUAUGGAAAUGACCAUACAGAGAAAUGAGAUGUUUGCCUUUACCUUUCACUGGUCUGUUUGUUGUUCUGAAAUCUGUAGAGGUGACUUGUUGCAGGAAAAACAACAUUGGAUAUGUUAGUGACAGUUGGAGAGAGGAGAGCCAGGAAGAGUUUGUUGUGUUGAAGUACAGAAAGCAUGGCUUACUGUUAUCUAACAGAUUUUCAGUGUCAUGGCUCAGAACAAGGCUUUUCCUUGAGUGACUUGGUCACAAUAACAGACCAGUGAAAGGGAAGGAAAAACAGUCAUUUCUCUGUCCUGUCUACAAUAUUGUCAGACACUUACAACAACAAUCUGAGCCUGUCAGUGACAAAUACAAACACUUUUAGUGGACAUUAAUCGACAUUGCACAGUCGACUGAAAAUACGGUCCAGGUUGAAAGUACUGAAGUUACCCAUAUAGUAUGGCCAUGGUGAUUCUUCUCCUGGCUGAGGUUCUGGAGGUUUAUGCAUGAUGAUGCCGUGGCUGUGUAAGCACCUAGCAACGCUCAACCUUUUGCACAGGUGCUUCACAAAGGUGAAAGGUCAAGUGUGCGAUGGUGACUGCCUUACAAAUGCACUGCAUGAACAAAGUGGUCAGGGUGAAAGAAAAAAGGGGGCAUAGCUGGUCAAAGGUUGUUUAAUUACAGAAGAGAAGCCAUGGGGAAAAAAAACAUUUAUUUCCUUUGUGACCCAAAAUUGUUUGUAGUUUCAAUAGUUAACUACCAAAAAAAGUAAUUAAAAUGCUUGAAUCACUAUGCAAAUAUCAAUGUAGUUAAACCACUAGUUUAAUAACAUGUAGUUCACUACUCCAUUACACUGUCUCACACACACUCAAAAGGCAUAGAGGAACAAGGAACAGACAGACAAGUAUGGUCAAACUAAGCAGCAGAAUAAGGAUCAAUCUCCUAUCAGUCAGCAGCCGGGCAGACUGCUGAAGAGCUGCUGAGCAAGGCAGCAAACCGCUGAGCUGAGCUGAGCUGAGGGCUCACUUGUACAGGCCAUAACAAACUCCCUGCAUAUCUUUUUUUCAGUUUGAGCUGUGGUAAAAUGAUCUAGGGACUGUUCUUUACUUAGCAGAGGAGGGGGUGGCUGGGGUGUGACUUUUUUUCCCUGUUUUUUUUUUUUUUUUUUUUUUUUACACUUUACCUGAAGCCUAAAAUGUUAUUCCUCAAGCCUUCCUCUGUGACUGGCAGAAAAUCCAUGACCCUCACUCCACCAUAAAUUAGUUAAUAGUUUUUAAAACUUAGCCCUUGAUGUUUUUAAGUUAAAAGUUAAAGACAAAAUCCUGGAGUUAAAAAAAGCCUUGGUUAUUCACUCAUGUCAUGCAUGCUGGUUACUUCGUGCAAACCGUUUAUUUCUGGUCCAGUUUUAAAUGAGACGUAGAAUAAAAUGAUUUUGGUGAUUUUUUUUUUUUUUAUUCCUGUCGCACGUGAUGUGUCCAAGGACUGUCUGAAAUGUGAAAAUCCAAUAACAAUUUCUGUUUUUACAGUGUCUGGCUAUAAAUGGUGUAAUUUUGGCUUUUUUUCUUUUUUUUAAAAGACAUGCCUUCCAAAUCUAUGCAAGUUUUCUUUAAAAAUUGGCGGUAAAAUAAAUACUAAAUACAGACAUUUAUCUUUGUAAGUCCCUCCCCUAAGCCAAAAUAAAAAACAUAAGUACCUCUCCAGUGCUUAGAAAAGUA
This is a messenger RNA of Epinephelus lanceolatus (giant grouper), 4101 nucleotides long. RefSeq names its product THAP domain containing, apoptosis associated protein 1 (gene thap1). Gene Ontology annotation, molecular function: DNA-binding transcription factor activity; RNA polymerase II cis-regulatory region sequence-specific DNA binding. Gene Ontology annotation, cellular component: nucleus. NCBI's taxonomy places the organism in Eukaryota, Metazoa, Chordata, Actinopteri, Perciformes, Serranidae. The record is from RefSeq and is a predicted model, not a curated record. Gene Ontology annotation, biological process: regulation of transcription by RNA polymerase II.